UCAAAUAAGGGGUAGGUGGAUGAAGACUCUUUCAAAUAAGGAAUUAAUUUUUUAAUAAUAUUUAUUUUAGGAUAAAAUUAGGGUGGGUGAGCUGAUAGGAAUGCCCACCAAACUGAGCUGAACUCAAGGCCUAUAAGACGAAGACGAAGACCAAGAAGAAGAAGAAGAAGAAGAAGAAGACAAAGCACAGUUUCUCUUGCGAUGUCGGACUUUUUUCCAGACGAAAUCGUGGUUGAAAUCCUCCAGAGACUACCCACCAAAUCCCUAAUCCAAUUCAGGUCAACUCAUGACCAAAGCACUCAAGCACGAAUAGAGACACUUAUUACUGAUACUAAGGCUGUAUGGUGAAAUUGAUCUCCAGUUUGAAGAAUUGAACAGAGAGAUAGAGGUAGCAUAUGAAAGUUGAAACCAUAGCAAGAAACAGCAUGCUGAGGUCUACCCCAAACUCCAGACUAUUUUUUCUCAAAUUCAUCACAGAGAUGUUUCAAGCAAUAACUCCUUAUGUUACAAGCAAAUAUAUGCAUCUACGGAGAUCCAGGAACUUAGUGAUCUGUAUUGUAAAGAGCAACUUUAGCAAAAAGGGGAUAUCUCCACACCAUACAUCAUAUCAAAAAGAGAUCCUACUUUCAUCUCCUGACUUGGAACUUCACGUACGUGGUAAAAUCUGUCCAACAUUUGCUCAUCCCCUUCCUCAAACCCUUCCUAUGAGGUAAAACAAAAUUGGUUAAUUUCAAACAUUCAAUGGAUUCAAAGCAUGACCUAAUGGAUGAUAUAACAUAUGACUUGUCUUUACCAAAUGGAACUACCUCCGAGAUUCUGAUCCUUUCGAGGCAUACCAGAUGAAAAAGUCUCUAUUGUUUUGAAUUAUGUUUAGUGGAAAUAUCAAUUUUAGGAGCAAAACGAUUUUGGAAUUUGAAAUUUUUUCUUUCAGCAUCUUGUAAUGUCACAUGCAACUUGUAUUCGAAGUUAUUGUUAUCAGUACGUUUUUGUUGAACAUCAUCAUAUUUUCAUUGAAGAGGUCUUCUAGUCAUGCUUCU
This is a messenger RNA of Camellia sinensis, 1037 nucleotides long. Lineage: Eukaryota; Viridiplantae; Streptophyta; Magnoliopsida; Ericales; Theaceae. The record is from RefSeq and is a predicted model, not a curated record.